AGCUUCAAAAGGUUACAACUGUUCAGUUAAAAACUUGAAGAAAAAGAAAAAAAAUGGUCUUUCUCCUGAAGGACAGUAAAGAAGGGGCAGACAAGCCACCAAUAAACUAAGGUUGAGAAAGUCACUCCCCUCCCCUUUCAGCUUUUGCUUAGUGAUGUGGCAAGGGUUUGUUGGAGUUAGAUUUGCUUUUCAUUUGGAGGAAGGAAUGCGUUGUUCCAUAGCAUGGAGGGAGCUCCGCUGUGGCUGAUGGAAUUCUCGGAGACUCCAGAACCACUAUCGGAACCUCGCCAUUCAUGGCUGGGAACUCGGCACCUUCAAGUUCUGCUGGGACCUUUGUGCUUCUCUUCCAGUGUGGGCAAAUGUGUCUGUAAGAGUGGUGUGAGGUGGGCCUGAUCAGAAUAAUGUUCAACAUCCAUCCUCUGGAGAACCUCAAGGUUUACAUCAGCAGUCGACCUCCGCUCGUGGUGUUUAUGAUCAGCGUCAGCGCAAUGGCAAUUGCCUUCCUGACCCUGGGCUAUUUCUUUAAAAUCAAGGAGAUCAAGUCACCUGAAAUGGCAGAGGACUGGAAUACUUUCCUUCUGCGGUUUAAUGACUUGGACUUCUGUAUUUCGGAGAAUGAAACAUUAAAGCACCUCAUCAAUGACACCACGACUCCGGAAAGUGCCAUGACCAGUAGCCAAGCCAGGCCUUCCACGCCAUCGCCACAGACUCUUGAGGAUUCUGGUCCAGUUAACACCUCAGUUGUCAUCACUCUGACACUGGACCCACUCAAACCCUUUGGUGGCUUUUCCCGAAAUGUCACACACUUGAGUUCCACUAUUUUUGGACAUCAAAUUGGACUCUCAGGCAGAGAAGCUCAUGAGGAAAUCAACAUCACGUUUACCCUGCCGGUUGCCUGGAAUUCAGAUGACUGUAUUCUCCAUGCUCGCUGCGAGCAAGUCAGCUUCACAACCUGCAUGACGGUUACAGCGGCCAGCACUGUCUUUCCUGUCACAGUUCAGCCGCCACACUGCAUUCCGGAAACGUAUGUUAAUGCCACUUUCUGGUAUAAGAUCUUCACCACUGCACGGGACUCCAACACAAAAUACACCCAAGAUUACAACCCAUUCUGGUGUUACAAAGGAGCUGUUGGAAAAGUCUAUCAUGCAUUAAAUCCUAAAUUGACUGUUAUUGUUCCAGAUGAUGACCGCUCCCUAAUUAACCUGCAUUUAAUGCACACCAGUUACUUCCUCUUUGUGAUGGUCAUUACUAUGUUCUGCUAUGCUGUCAUCAAAGGCAGACCAAGCAAACUACGGCAAAGCAAUUCAGAGUUCUGCCCUGAAAAGGUUGCUUUUACAGAAGCGUGACCCAUCAGUUCCUUCCUCCGAAAGCGACUGAGUCUGCAAUUGUUGCCUGCUGAACCCAGAACUGGGCCCUCAUUCUUUACGGUUUCAGUAUCUUGUGAUGUUGGGUUAUUCCAACCAAAGACAUUUUUAAGUGCCUGUAAUGGAUAUUUAUAUAAAGUGUACUUGGAACCGGUUAAGCCAGGGCACACAGCCACAUUUGUAGUGCAGCUGGAACUAUUUGGAACCAUUUUUUCCUGUUCGUGUCGGACUGUUUUGUGACGGUGUGGCUCUGUGUGGUCAGAGCCGGAGAGGGUGUCUUUUUUAUUAUUAUUAUUUGCUGCAUUGGGACAGUUAAGAUGCCUUUUGCAAGUGUCUCAAAAGAAAAAAGAAAAAGCACCUUAUUUUCCCAGUGGUAUGUACAGCGUGUUUGAAGCGGUCUGCAUCUCUGCUACAAUACUGCAGCUCUAAAGCCCCUGAUACACUACGUGGAUUCAGUGUGUGUAAAAGAUGGUUUCUUCCCUCCCAUUCACACCAUGCUUGCAGAAAGAUACCAACAUCCCUAGAUCUAAAUGGACAACAAAAAAACCCUCACCACAUUCCUGUUUUAAUAUUGGCUGUAAUUAGGAAAGAUAAUGGGUUUAUAAUUUUAGAUUAAGAAAAACAAAAGAGGUAAUGUUCCACUUCUGUUGAAAGUGCUAAAAUUUUAGUCGGACUAGGCUGACUCUCUGUUGCUUUCAUCCUGGACCUUGAAUCGGGGAAUGUUCCUGUACUGAGGUUUUUAACGCUGAUUUGUGCAAGCAGACAAAUGAUAGAAUACUGAGUUCCUGGAACUGUCCCUUUUCAGACAGCAGGCAGGGAGGACAGUUUUGGAUGCUCCACCACAAGAAGAAAGAAGAAGUGUUUGGAGGAGUAGGAUACGCUUUUGCGUUUCAGGGGAGUAGAGUAGCCUUGAUCCAGACAUGCUAAUUGUCAGUAUACAGAGGUUUUUUGUUUGUUUGUUUGCAUGUGUGCUAGGAGGGGUGAGCCAUUCAAACAUGCAAUGCCUCUUUCGUUAUCUGAAGUCAUUUUGUCCCAGGACCUUUGCACCCUGUGGUUGUUCUGCGUGUCUUGGUCACUGUGUGAAAACGGAAAUUCCAUUGGGAUUUGGGGAUCUUAGGUAAAAUUCAAAUAUCAAAGGGAGAAAGAAGCCAGACUUAUGCUAUCUCGGCAGGUAGUUCCCCUUAGUCCAACCUUUUUGAUUUGUUUUGUUGUCUGCAAGAAGAAUAGCAGCGAACUUGUGUUGCAGAGGAAUCCGUCUGGACAGACUUCCACAUGGCUGGUCUCUGCAUCCAGAUCUGGGCUUUCCUCAGCCUUUUGCUUGUUGGAGUUCUGUUGAUUAUAUGCAGCUUUCCUUUCUCAGCUCUUCCUACAGCUUUCUAGUUUGCACAAUGUUUUUGAAUCCAUUCUUGAACUAUAACGUAGGGAACUGGUGGACACACUUGUUGCCACUGCUUUAAAGGCAUUGCAGGUUGCCUUAAUGACUCUCCUGUUCUGCUUUUCCCUAUCCCGAUACCAUCAUCAUCUCUACUUUUUUCUCCCUGAGUAGUUUGCAAACGGCUUCUUUUAGUGUUUGCGCAAAAUAACCAAGCUUGUAGAUUGCUUUCAUGUCAGAGUUCCUUUAUUUCAUUUGUUGGCUUACUUUUGUUGUACUGUAAUAUCUCCCAGAUAGGAUUAUAUCUAGGGACCUACAGGUUUUAGUAUUGGGUAAAAGUCUGGGAAUUAGACUUUUAGAAAAGCAGCCCUCCUUGAAGAAAAACAUUAACAAAAUGAUGUUUUAAGUGUCCUGGUUUGGAAUCGUGGGCUUUGAAAAAAAAAAUCUUGUAUUCCUCUUACCUUUUGCUUUCAUGGUCCGUUCCAGACAUUAACUAGUGAUGGUUCAGAAAUGAUUACAGGGAGGGGGAAUUGGGGGGACAGCAGGAUUGAGAGGUGUGGGUGUAGGAUGCAUUGUGCAAAAGUUAAAACGUAUCCAAGCUUAAUGGUUCAAAUGGAAUAUCACAGUGGUUGUUCGGAUCAUAUUGAUCUUAACUUUUUUUCUUUUUCAUUUUUCACUAUUACUUGAAUCAGUUUUGAUUCUGUUUGUGUUUUCUUGUUAGAAAUCUGCCAUUCCUGUUGAGUUGUUCUUUGGCAUUAUAUGAAGAUUCACAACUUUAUUUCUCCUCCUUCCCUGCCCCCCAAAAACAACUCCUCUGCAGGAGAUGUAUGGUUAUGAUGGCAUUCCACUUGCCUCUGGGCCUGAUGGUCAGUAACUGACUUUGGUAAUGACAUUUCUCUUUUCUUUUAAUUUUAUCUGUGUGUUUGUGAGAUGUGGAUAUUGCUUUGCGAAAUAAAGUUUAUUACUAUCAAUCCCCUUGAGAA
Messenger RNA from Eublepharis macularius, 3719 nucleotides. RefSeq names its product transmembrane protein 248 (gene TMEM248). The transcript has 7 exons. The record is from RefSeq and is a predicted model, not a curated record. Bases 402 to 1346 code for a protein of 314 amino acids. Lineage: Eukaryota; Metazoa; Chordata; Lepidosauria; Squamata; Eublepharidae.